Xenia sp. Carnegie-2017 is the source of this 1387-nucleotide messenger RNA. Its product is annotated as S-phase kinase-associated protein 2-like. Gene Ontology annotation, molecular function: protein binding. Lineage: Eukaryota; Metazoa; Cnidaria; Anthozoa; Malacalcyonacea; Xeniidae. The transcript has 13 exons. The coding region runs from base 252 to 1352 and encodes 366 amino acids. Gene Ontology annotation, cellular component: SCF ubiquitin ligase complex. Gene Ontology annotation, biological process: SCF-dependent proteasomal ubiquitin-dependent protein catabolic process. The record is from RefSeq and is a predicted model, not a curated record.
CUUUGCGAUUGCGUCAUUGCGUGUCGCAAUUUUAGUUGCCUUUUGGCGGGAAAGUUUGGAGUUUUCCGGGACAGUAAAUAUGGCGGAAAACAAGUUUGCAAACACAUGUUGGCUAAGAUGUAAGGCUUAACUUGAACUGCAGUGCAUAGUAAAGUGACAAAACGUUGGUAGUAGGCGAUAACUAGGAUGAAUAUUAACUGUGAAACGAAGCUUGAGGAAAAAGACAAGCUAAAAACAAAGUAGAUAUAAAAAUGGCAUACCUUAUGAACGAGCAAGAAAAGAGAGGAAAGCGCCCUGCGAAUGGAGAUCAUCUUUAUAGAAAGCUCAAAAAACCGUCUUUAUCCCUUGGCGUUAGAGUAGACACAUGCCAUUGGAAUAAACUCUCAGAUGAAGUUAUUCUUGCGGUUUUCAAAUCACUCGACAAAGUUAAUCUGUUUGUGUGCUCAAGAGUGUGUAAAAGAUGGCAAAGAUUGGCAUAUGAUGAGAGCUUAUGGCAGUCGUUGAAUUUGUCCGAGUUUACUGUUGACGAAAACGUUCUUAAACAACUUUUUAACCGAGGUGUCGUUGUUAUGAGAUUAGCUUGGCUGAAGGUUCUUCCUUUGACGGAUGUAAUUGAAGAUUUAAGCAACGAUAGUGCGGUAUAUCGUGUACAAUAUCUUGACGUAACAUCUAGUUCGAUUUCCGAAAAGAUUUUACAUCAAGUGUUGAAGAGUUGUAAGAAUUUGAAGAAGCUUAGCUUGGAAGCUUGUUCAAUAUCAGAUAGAAUUUUACGUGCGAUAAGUCGGUGUCACCAUCUCUCUGUCUUAAACUUAUCCAUGUGUCAAUAUGUUGGUAAGGUGGGCCUCAGGUCAUUGGCCAUCGGAUGUUCAAGGGUAAUGACAGAACUUAAUCUUGCAUGGACCAAUUUAACUCCAGAAUCCAUAGAUGUGGUUGUUAAAAGUUUUCCACUUCUUAGAAAAUUAAAUCUGAGCGGUUGUCGCGAAACAUUGUGUGAUGAAGCUGUUUCUGUGCUGCUUUCAACGUGCCCUAACCUUUCUUGCUUGGAUCUAAGUGAUUGUACAGAGAUCAGUGAACGUUCUGUCAGGUGUAUUGUCGACCAUGGUAAUAUCAAACAUUUAGCAUUGAGCAGAUGUCGUGGUAUAGCACCUGAAAGUCUACAGACAUUAUCUCUUCUUCGAUCAUUACAUUCAGCGCAACUGUUUGGUUUCACCACUGAAAAUGGGUCAAGCGACUGGGAGAAAGCAUUGAAAGGGAUUGAAAUAAAUAUGAACAUGUUUACUAACAUUGCCCGGCCUGUAGGGUCCACUUUUAAAGGAACUAUAUGGGAUAUUAAAUGCUCAGCACUACAUUAAAACAAAACCAAAGUUGUGAUGACUUUUACCUGGAA